Messenger RNA from Cryptococcus wingfieldii CBS 7118, 990 nucleotides. RefSeq lists its product as hypothetical. Lineage: Eukaryota; Fungi; Basidiomycota; Tremellomycetes; Tremellales; Cryptococcaceae. The record is from RefSeq and is a predicted model, not a curated record. Bases 1 to 990 code for a protein of 329 amino acids. The transcript has a single exon.
AUGAUCCCCACCGAGACGCCUACCACCUCCCCCACCCCCGCCCCGAGCCCCAGCCCAGCGACACCCAUGACGCCUCCAGCCACUUCUCCCCUCCCGCCUCUGUUUACAUUCAAGCGCUGGGGAUCUUCGUCGCGCAAGUCCAAGCGCGCCAGGUCGGAGGACGUCGAUCCGUUUUCUGGCACUGCUGGGGGUGAAGACGAUGUCUUGCGGCGCUCGGUUUCAAUUGAUGAUGGGAUGGAGGUGGAGGAUGAUGGGCUCUGGGAAGAUGAUGGGCUGAGGAAGAAGGGCAGGAGGCUGUCAAUACCAGCGGCAAGGCCUCUGGUUCGGGCGCGUUCAAGCAAAGCCAAGUUGAAGAAGGUGGAGAGUCUCAGCAGCUCUUCAUCCACUUCCCUUGAGCUUGCACGUACUAUAUCGCCUGAUAGCCCCGAGCCUGCUGCUAAGCGCGCCAGACAGAGGUCGUCCUCCACGUCGUCGACGUCAUCUAUGCCGGGUCUGACUGGAGUGUUGUUUGAAGGGAAGACGCCUUCGUCGCCUAGUACGAGUCCGGAAGCUCCUGUGGAUGCGACAAUGCCUCUGCCUGCUCGGCCUCCGACGAGACCGCCUCAGAUAUUCUCAUACAUCCCUUCACCGCUGGCUACCGCCCCCGUCAUGUCCCCCACCCUCUCCCCACCUACCCCAUCUUCCCCCGCUCCCCCCCAGCUCGACCUCCCCCUCUCUGUCCCGCUCCCCCUACCUGUGUCUCCUCGAGAAGAUGCGGAAGUCAUCGUCGCCACUGCGCAGGUGACGAAGUCGAAAGCUUUUUGGAGGGAUGUAGAGGAUUUAGGGGCGGAGCUUGGGAAUGUGCUCAAACUUGGCUUUGGGAGGGGUAUGAACAGGGGCGCGGGGGGACAGAGGAAGCCUAGUAGGCUUAGGAGCAGUCUUAUUGUGGACGAGGAGGCGGCAAGGGAGGAGGAGAGGAGGGAGAGGUAUGGGAGGAUGGAUACGGAAUAG